Messenger RNA from Anastrepha obliqua, 1875 nucleotides. RefSeq names its product endochitinase-like. Bases 15 to 1781 code for a protein of 588 amino acids. The record is from RefSeq and is a predicted model, not a curated record. Lineage: Eukaryota; Metazoa; Arthropoda; Insecta; Diptera; Tephritidae. Gene Ontology annotation, biological process: carbohydrate metabolic process; chitin catabolic process. The transcript is spliced from 7 exons. Gene Ontology annotation, cellular component: extracellular region. Gene Ontology annotation, molecular function: chitinase activity; chitin binding.
CUCGUACGCACAACAUGGAUAUUCCCUUAAAACUUUUACUACUCUGCUUGACGCUUUCCGUGGCUGCCACAUGCACAUCGGCCAACGAGCAACCGGCGCGCAUUGUUUGCUACUUCAGUAACUGGGCUGUGUAUCGCCCCGGAUUAGGGCGUUAUGGACUCGAGGAUGUGCCAGCAGACUUGUGCACACAUCUCGUCUACUCAUUUAUUGGCCUGAACGAUAAGAGUUGGGAUGUGUUGGUAAUCGAUCCCGAAUUGGAUGUAGAACAAAAUGGAUUCCAAAAAUUCACCCAGAUGCGGCAGAAGCAUCCGAACCUUAAGCUGCAAGUGGCUGUAGGUGGCUGGGCUGAAGGUGGUUCGAAGUACUCUCAAAUGGUAGCGGUACGUGAACGACGACUGAGUUUCAUACGCAGUGUUGUGCAGUUCAUGAAGGAUUACAAUUUUGAUGGUUUCGACUUGGAUUGGGAGUACCCGGGCGCUACAGAUCGUGGCGGCACUUUUGGCGAUAAGGACAAGUUUUUGUAUUUCGUGCAGGAGUUGCGACGCGCUUUUGAUCGAGAGGGACGCGGCUGGGAAAUAACGAUGGCUGUACCUGUCGCAAAGUUCAGACUUCAGGAGGGCUACCAUGUACCCGAGUUGUGCGAGUUACUGGAUGCCAUACACGCAAUGACCUAUGAUCUGCGCGGUAACUGGGCCGGUUUUGCGGAUGUGCAUAGUCCACUCUAUAAGCGCAAGCACGAUCAGUGGGCGUAUGAGAAAUUGAAUGUGAAUGACGGUCUUGCACUUUGGGAGGAAAUGGGAUGCCCCGCAAAUAAGUUAGUUGUAGGUGUGCCAUUCUACGGACGUACUUUCACACUCAGCAACUCCAACAAGAACUACAACAUGGGCACCUACAUCAACAAGGAGGCAGGUGGUGGCGCACCAGGUCCUUAUACGAAUGCCAGUGGCUUCCUCGCCUAUUAUGAAAUCUGUACCGAGGUACAGGAUGCAUCCAAGGGAUGGACCGUUCAAUGGGACGAUCAAGGCAUGGUGCCCUUCACCUACAAAGAUACGCAGUGGGUGGGCUAUGAGAACGAGCAAUCGGUGCAAAUUAAAAUGGACUUCAUCAAGCAAAAGGGUUAUGCGGGGGCUAUGACUUGGGCUAUUGACAUGGACGACUUCCAUGGAUUGUGUGGACGAGAGAACGCAUUGAUGCAAACACUCUAUGACAACAUGCACGAUUACAUGGUACCCGAGCCUACGCGUGAAACAACACCACGGCCCGAAUGGGCAAAACCACCAGCGACGCCGCCGAAUCCCGAUGAGGCCAGUUUCGUGUCACAAGAUGUCACCACAAAGAGGCCGAAACCGAGUACAACAACAACAACAACAACUAAGCGGCCACUAGAUCAAACAACAACGACCAAGAAACCUUCUAAGGGCUCCAAGAAACCCAAACCGAGACCAAAACCAAGACCGACAACUUCAACUACAACGACAACCGAAGCACCAACAAUGAACCAGGAACCUGGAGGAUUGGAAAUUUUGGAACCUCACCCUGAGCUGGUAGAGCUAACAGGCGAAGCUAAUAAGCCCGAUAUCGACUGCGUAAACAAGGACUUUAUACCGCAUGCGAAUUGCCAAAAGUAUUAUCGCUGCGUGCAUGGCGAGCCGGUGGAGUUCGAGUGCAAGGAGGGCACAGCUUUCCACACGAUUUUGAACGUCUGCGAUUGGGUUGAGAACAGUGACCGUUACUACUGCACCAAAACGAAGAAAAAGGCCUUGGCUAAUGAGACGAAGUGACUUUUUAUUAAAUUUUUUAUUUAAUCGAAAAUAAUUCAACACAUCUAAAUAAGUAUUUACAUACAUAGCACGUUAAUAAAGGUUAGAAUGUAAG